This is a messenger RNA of Zophobas morio, 5927 nucleotides long. It is a transcript of the gene vkg, whose product is annotated as collagen alpha-1(IV) chain. The record is from RefSeq and is a predicted model, not a curated record. Gene Ontology annotation, molecular function: extracellular matrix structural constituent conferring tensile strength. Gene Ontology annotation, biological process: extracellular matrix organization. NCBI's taxonomy places the organism in Eukaryota, Metazoa, Arthropoda, Insecta, Coleoptera, Tenebrionidae. Gene Ontology annotation, cellular component: collagen trimer. The coding region runs from base 28 to 5523 and encodes 1831 amino acids. The transcript is spliced from 11 exons.
AUGGUACAGAACAUGGAGCAGUAGACGAUGACGCUGCGCUCGGGCUGUUGCCGGGCGUUAGCCCUCCGGUUUCUCGUCAUCUGCUUCGUAGUGCAAAGCGUCCAGUCUUCGUGUUCAGGCUGCCUCAACGCUAACGCUUACAAAUGCAACUGCACGGGCCUUAAAGGCAGAUCAGGCAGCACCGGCCUUCCAGGUCUGUCUGCCCCACCUGGAGACUACGGAGACAUCGGUCCUCCCGGUCCCCUAGGUGCCAAGGGCGAAAAAGGAGAAGCCGGAGAGUAUGGAAGUCCAGGCGAACGAGGCUCCAGAGGCGACGAUGGAGAACGAGGUCUGCCUGGAGUGGUUGGACAAUCCGGGUUCCCCGGUGAAUCCGGAUUCAGAGGUCCUCAAGGUUUAGACGGCUGCAAUGGAACCGACGGCGCUCAAGGUGUCCAGGGAAUGACUGGUCGCCCGGGUUCUAGAGGCCUACCAGGUUCUGAAGGUUUGCAGGGUCCUCGGGGAGAACCGGGAGCAGGAGGUGGUAAUUCUAUAGGCACAAAGGGUGAUCGCGGCGACAGCGCGUUUGAUGGUCCCCCGGGUUUGCCCGGUUUUAGAGGUCCUCCGGGACCUCCUGGGCCCCAGGGAGCGCCUGGAUUUCCGGGGAUUGUCGGAGAACAAGGUCUGUGGGGACCAACAGGUGAUCAGGGUGAUUCGACCAGAGGCGACAGGGGACCAGGUGGUGACCAAGGUGAUUUAGGAGACGCUGGAGAACCUGGAGAAAAUCCUGAUCCACAACCUCUGGAACCGCAACCACCGAGAUAUGAUUUAAAAGGUCUACCCGGAUAUCCAGGUCCCAAGGGUAACGACGGACCGAGAGGACCAAAAGGAAUUCCCGGAGAAAGAGGAUUUCCGGGACUGACUGGACGAAAAGGAGAGCGAGGCUAUAAAGGAGAACAAGGCGAUGAUGGCCCUAGAGGAAAACAGGGUCGUUUAGGUCCCGAAGGACCUGCGGGAGAAAAAGGUGACAAAGGUGCCCCUGGUUACGCAGGAAAUCCUGGUUUCGACGGAGAAAAAGGAGAGAGGGGUGAAGAUGGUAAUCGCGGCACUCCUGGUUUCCAAGGUACUGCUGGACCCCCUGGAGUAUACGAUCCGUUUUUGGAUAGAGUAGUUGAUGGUCCGCUUGGAAUACAAGGUCCUGAAGGACCCGUAGGGGACAGAGGAAUGAGUGGUAUUCCUGGUCGUCCGGGACAAGCGGGUCCUAUUGGUCCGCCUGGAGUCCCGGGACCACCAGGGCAUCCGGGGCUUGCAGGACCUAAAGGCUUGACAAUUAAAGGCGAAAGAGGUGCAGAUGGAUUACCGGGAAGACCAGGCAACACAGGACCAUUGGGCGCCCCGGGAGCUACGGGUGUUGUAGGCGAAAAAGGUCUUGCUGGAGAAAAUGUUAUUGGACCACAAGGUGAACCGGGAUAUCCCGGAGUGCCCGGAUUUAGAGGAUCGAGAGGAGAGCGGGGUGACGUUGGGUACACUGGGCCGAAAGGUUAUCCAGGAGUGGGUGUCCCAAUAAGAGGACCUCCAGGUGAAACGGGUGUUCGAGGUCCACCAGGAACACCAGGUGAUGCUGGAUUGCCAGGAUACGAUGGAGUUCCUGGUCUGAAGGGAAAAAGAGGAGAUGAUUGUGGCGUUUGCAGAGCAGGUUUUCCUGGUCUGAAAGGUGAACGAGGUGAUCCUGCUCGAAAUGGUCGCCCGGGUCCUCUUGGUUAUCCAGGGCUAACAGGACCCCGAGGGCCACAGGGUCCUCCUGGGAAGGAAGGCCAAGAGGGUGAACCAGGACUCGAUGGUACUCCAGGUACUCUUGGAAUUCAGGGACCUCCUGGACCAAAAGGUCAAAAGGGCAGACUUAUAUAUCCCAGUGAAGAGCAUGUUAAGCCAGAACCCGGAGACUUCGGUGAUUUUGGAUUUCCUGGUUUAAUGGGGCCUGAUGGAGAUGUAGGGCAGAGAGGAUUUCCAGGAAUACCAGGACGAUCUGGACCGAAAGGUGAAAGAGGAGCUAUCGGUAAUCCUGGAGGGCCAGGUCGUGAUGGAUUGCCCGGGCCAGAUGGUUGGGUGGGCCAAAAGGGAGACCACGCACCAAUUCCAAAAGAGUAUCUCACCGGAGAUACCGGACUAACCGGCUAUCCUGGAAUUAAAGGUGAUUGGGGAGAACCUGGUUUACCUGGGUUUCCAGGUGAUGCAUUAGAUUCGUUCGCGGAUCUUAAAGGUGAUCCAGGCCUCAAAGGAGAACCGGGAGACAGAGGUUUCGAUGGUCUGUUUGGUUUCAAAGGACAAAAAGGAGAAUUGGGGUACGCAGGCCUGCCUGGCUACCCUGGUCCUCCAGGAAUAAGUUUUGCGGGUCCAGAAGGUCUAAAAGGAUACCCUGGAAUACCGGGUGAUCAAGGACCUCGAGGACCCGCCGGUCAACCUGGUAUAUCUGGACGUGACGGUAUUCCUGGUGGUCCGGGGAUGAAAGGUAAUCGAGGGGAACCAGGUCAGCGUAUUCUGAACGGAGAUAUAGGACUGCAAGGCUCAGCAGGGCAAAAAGGUGAACCUGGAGAUUUCGGUCCUGACGGAUACCCAGGAAUUCCGGGAACACCAGGGGUCAAAGGUGUAAGAGGCCCAAAGGGAGCACCUGGUUACACAGGUCUUCAUGGUCAAGCUGGGGCCAAAGGUAUCCAAGGUGUUAUGCGACCCGGAUUCCCUGGGAGACCGGGAAGUCCAGGUUUGAUUGGUCGUCCUGGAAUGUUCGGAGAUAUCGGGGUGAAAGGUGACAGUGGAAUACCGGGAGGACUUGGUUACAAUGGUAUGAAAGGUGAACCUGGUCGAUGGGGAGCACGUGGAGAGCCUGGAGAUCAAGGAAUCGAUGGAUUCCCGGGUCACAGCGGAAGAGGGGGCUUAUCAGGUAGACCAGGUCUGCAGGGAGAGAGAGGUGACAUCGGAUUUCCGGGAUUGAGAGGACCUCCAGGCCCAGGGGGUCUGACUGGGCCACGUGGAGCCAAAGGCGAAAGAGGAAACGCAGGGCCUCAAGGGUUCCCAGGAGAAUCCGGUGUUCCGGGUUUCCCGGGUGCUAGAGGAGACAACGGCUUUCCAGGAGCUAGGGGACUCAAGGGCGACUCAGCUGCCAGCGGUCCUAAAGGAGAAGAUGGAGAACCUGGUUUCUUAGGAGAGCCUGGCUUUGACGGUGUACCUGGAUUACCAGGACUACCCGGUAUACGCGGUGACCGCGGAAUCGAUAUCUUCGGACCCGCUGGCCCCAGAGGAGAUAACGGACUACCAGGAUAUCCAGGGGUAGAUGGAGAACCCGGUUUGAAAGGUGAACGCGGAGAACCCGGAUUUGACGGUCUAACAGGUGCACCUGGCGACCGAGGUGUUCGUGGUGCGCCUGGAACCCCAGGUUGGAAUGGCAUAAACGGCACUAAAGGAGAACGGGGAGAUUCUGGAAAUCCAGGCUUUGUUGGACGUAAAGGCGAACGUGGAAUGGAAGGGGAGCCAGGACGGAUGGGUAGACCAGGGAUGCCGGGUGACAUCGGAUACCCUGGAAUAACGGGACCUCCUGGAAGCCAAGGUCCCAAGGGUAAUCAAGGUUUACCUGGAUUGGCUCCGUUUGGAAUUGGCGAGAAAGGUGACUUUGGUGAAACUGGAAUAUAUGGUUUAGCUGGAAUAAAGGGAAUACGAGGAGAAGAUGGUUAUUAUGGUCCUCCUGGUCUUCAGGGGAUGACUGGUGAUACAGGCGCACCUGGAUUAAGAGGAGAUUCGGGAAUACCGGGUGUUAGAGGCGAAAUUGGUGAUGCAGGAGCAGCUGGAGCGCCCGGAUUGCCGGGACUAAACGCUGAACGAGGCGAAGAUGGACGCAAUGGUUUUCCUGGAAUACCCGGUCGAGCGGGACGUCCUGGCCAGAAAGGUGCUCCUGGAGAAUACGGAAAUGAUGGACCUCCCGGUAUACCGGGUAUACCUGGUCUUAGUUUUGAUGGCGCCAAAGGAGAACCUGGUGAAGUUGGCUAUCCAGGUUUCGCUGGAUCUAUUGGACUUCCAGGUCGAGCUGGCUUACCUGGUUUAGCGGGAAUUACGGGACCAAAAGGAAUGACUGGAGAUGUAGGAAUUGCCGCUUAUAGCUUCAAAGGAGAACGCGGUGAACCCGGUUAUCGAGGAGCACCAGGUUACAACGGUACUAAAGGCGAACGCGGCGAUAGUGGUUUACCCGGUUUACCAGGUAUACCAGGUAGCAAAGGUGCACGAGGUUUCUCCGGCGACAGCGGCCUACCUGGAAUUGAUGGUUUGCCAGGUUUCCCCGGUCAAAAAGGUGAAAUAGGCGACUGGUCAUCCGACGCAUUUCCCGGACCUUUAGGAGACUUAGGAGAACCUGGGUUCGACGGGUUACCUGGUUUCCAAGGAUCGCCUGGACAACCUGGACUGCCAGGUUUGUCGGGACGCAAAGGUAUGGCUGGCGAUGACGGAAAUCCAGGUUUGCCUGGUUUCCACGGACCGAAAGGUAUACGUGGAGAGCCCGGAAUAGCUGGUUUCCCGGGUCUCCAGGGAAGCAGGGGUCCUCCAGGUAUUCGAGGAGAACCUGGGCCGCCGCCACCAAUUCCCAGAAGCAAGGGAUUCCUCUUCGCUAGACAUUCUCAGUCCGAAUUGAUUCCUGUUUGCCCUGCAAAUACCGUGAAGCUGUGGGACGGGUUCUCGUUCUUGCAUAUUUUGUCAAACGAUCAGGCUUUAGGGCAGGAUUUGGGAAGCGCGGCGAGUUGUUUGAGGAAGUUCAACACCAUGCCGUAUUUGUUCUGCAAUUUGAACGACGUGUGCGACUACGCACAGAAUAAUGCGUACAGUUAUUGGUUGUCGACUACCGAGCCGAUGCCGGCGAUGAUGACGCCGAUACCAGCACCAGAGGCUGGACGUUACAUAUCAAGAUGUUCCGUGUGCGAAGCACCCACAAGACUCAUCGCGGUCCACAGCCAAUCGACUACCAUUCCACAGUGUCCUAACGGAUGGGACGAACUUUGGAUCGGCUACAGUUUCCUGAUGCACGUGGAUGCCGGUGCUGAAGGCGCUGGCCAAUCCCUCGUGUCCCCAGGUUCAUGUCUCGAAGAAUUCCGCCCUAAACCCUUCAUCGAGUGCCACGGCCACGGCAGAUGCAACUACUUCACGACGGCCCUUUCCUACUGGCUUGCAACCAUCGAAGACUACGCCAUGUUCCAGAAACCCCGUUCCGAGACCCUCAAAGCUGGUUCUUUGACCACGAGGGUCAGCAGAUGCGCUGUGUGCAUAAGACGCAGGUACAAUUUGCGCGGGACGGCAGUGGUACCUCCCAGUGAAAGUAGAAGAAUCCCGGCGCCUGCACCACCACCACCAAGACCCACGUACUACAACAGACAACAGUACCCCUACUACCCUCAACCGUCUCCACCAAGUGGGCAAUACCGGAACUUGGAAGACAGUCGCAGAAGACGACUUCGAACGAGAGUGAGGCAUCGUAGACCUCAGUAUAAUACAGCACGACCGAAUACCACGUGAUCUGAAUGUGCCAUAACAGAUACUUAACUUUUGUAAUUAUGUGUAUAAAAUAAUGUAUAGUUAUGCUCGCUGUUAACACGUCCUUGUGAAGGAUAACAAUUGUGUUCAAACACAGAUCCUAUUAGUCUGGUUCAUUUUCUACUUUAUUUGUAAGAGAUUAGGUUUUAUAUUUCUAAUUUAAACAAUGACUCGUAAAAAUUGUGAAUAGAUUUAUUUUUGUAAUCAGAUGUAUCACUAAGCUUUUGAGGAGUUAUGAUUAAGAUUUACGACUUUUUUACGUCGACGGUGCUAAUUUUUAGUAGUUAGGGCUUUGACAGAAAUGUGAUUCAUAAUAUGUGUGCCUUAUUAUUAUCAACACUGCCAAAUAAUUUUGUAGCGUAACAAAUAAAUUGGAUAAAAAAAUA